Molecule: messenger RNA, 1837 nt
Organism: Megalopta genalis
Lineage: Eukaryota; Metazoa; Arthropoda; Insecta; Hymenoptera; Halictidae
Gene: Tbp
Product: TATA binding protein
Biological process (GO): DNA-templated transcription initiation
Molecular function (GO): DNA binding
Source: RefSeq, a predicted model, not a curated record
CGCGCUCGCCUCACUACAAUUUGCAAAUUUAUGGCCGUUUUCAAAGCAAACUUGUAAACAAACAAGCGGAAGGUGAUGGCGAAAAAAUAGAAACAAAAGCUGUUGCACAUUUAUAAUUUCUCAAAUUUAAUUUACCAUAAAUAGCAUAGUAUUUCCAUUUUCAAUAAUUAUAAGAAAAGUUUCGUUAACGUAUAAAUUCUAACCUAUAAUAUGAUGCAGUGUUAUUUUUUGAAACAUGGGUACUACCGAGAGUAUGAAACUCUUCUUCAAACCCACAGAUGCUGAAAGAUUUUUCGGUUAACAAAUUAAUGUAGAGAUCAUCCGAGUCAAGGACAUUUUUGUAUCAAGUGUUGUACAAAGACAGCGAAGAAAAUGGAUCAGAUGCUACCGAGUCCAGGGUUUAGUAUACCCAGCAUAGGCACUCCACUGCAUCAACCAGAGGAGGAUCAACAAAUCCUGCCUAAUGCCUUGCAACAACAACAACAACAGCAACAACCUCAGCAACAACAACAACAAUAUCAACUACAACAAUUACAUACUAUGAGUCCAAAUAUGCAGAGCGGUAUGCUAAUGAUCGGAACGCCUCAAAAAACAAUGCAUGCUUAUGCAACUGCACCCACUUUUGCAACGCCACAGAGUCUUAUGCAGCCACAAACACCGCAAAACAUGAUGUCUCCAUUAGUACAAAAUAACAAUCACAUUGCACCUUCGUCAAUAGGACCAUCCACUCCAGGUCCUAUGACGCCAAUGACGCCAGCUUCUGCUGAUCCAGGAAUUUUACCACAGCUACAGAAUAUCGUUUCUACAGUUAAUUUAAAUUGCAAGUUAGAUUUGAAAAAAAUAGCUCUCCAUGCAAGAAAUGCAGAAUAUAAUCCAAAGAGAUUUGCUGCAGUUAUUAUGAGGAUAAGAGAGCCAAGAACUACUGCCUUGAUAUUCAGUAGUGGGAAAAUGGUUUGUACAGGAGCAAAAAGUGAAGAAGACUCACGGCUAGCUGCAAGAAAGUAUGCAAGGAUUAUUCAGAAGCUUGGAUUUCCUGCAAAGUUCCUAGAUUUUAAAAUACAAAAUAUGGUGGGCAGUUGUGACGUGAAGUUUCCAAUUAGAUUAGAAGGCUUGGUGCUCACUCAUGGACAAUUCUCCUCAUAUGAGCCAGAACUCUUUCCUGGAUUAAUAUAUCGAAUGGUCAAACCUAGAAUCGUAUUACUCAUUUUUGUCUCAGGAAAAGUGGUCUUAACUGGGGCGAAAGUUCGACAAGAAAUUUACGAAGCAUUUGAUAACAUCUACCCGAUCCUGAAGAGCUUUAAGAAACAGUGAUUUGAUUUUAUAUGUUAAUGUUACGCCUUUCAACGAAAAAGUCUAGUUUUGCCUUUGAAAGCAGCAGAGAACAGUUCUAUCAGUUUCUAUAGUGUAAAUCCCGAAAAUCAUAUUAAAGUUUUUUAUGAAACAACUACAUGAAUUAUCCAAAUAACUUUUCUUUUAUGGAAAGAUCACUGAAGUGUCUUCUCGAUAUAGUGCAGUGCCUUGAUCGAGAGAUAGUCAAUUUUUUUAAAUUUGUUCUUAACUUAUCUAUAUUUAUAUAACUUAAAGAUUAUGAACGUAGAAUUAGUUCUUCCUUAGAGAAUGCCAAGUGUAACCAAUUAUUUUUUACGUUGCUGGAAAUUGUUAAUACUUUACAUACAUAUAAAACUUUAGGCAGCUCGUCGAGUUUGUAAAAAAUUUCAACUGCAUUUUGAUACAUUGUAUAUGGAAUAGUUAUUGUAAGAAGACGUGGAUUAUAUAUAAAUACGAAAAUUAUACAAAUUUUCUAUUGUGAAAAUAUAUAUUUAAUUGCAUUAAAAAU